Messenger RNA from Gigantopelta aegis, 1465 nucleotides. Its product is annotated as probable splicing factor, arginine/serine-rich 6. The coding region runs from base 321 to 1016 and encodes 231 amino acids. NCBI's taxonomy places the organism in Eukaryota, Metazoa, Mollusca, Gastropoda, Neomphalida, Peltospiridae. Gene Ontology annotation, molecular function: RNA binding; zinc ion binding. The transcript has 4 exons. The record is from RefSeq and is a predicted model, not a curated record.
UUGUUUUUCAGUCAAAAUUGCAAGAAGAAUUUUUUGUUCCAUGUUGAUCAUGCACACUUGGAUCAUUUGCAUUUACAUGUAUUUCGAUUAAAUAACGCACCAGCCAUUGCCAGAAAAUUUCUUCUGAGUUUCUCCGUCAAAGAGAGGCAUGCCAAUUCCAUAGAACCACUGAGGUGCCAUUGACAAUGACCCUUAGCAGCAAGUCUACAUUUGCCAUAACCCAGGCCAAUCCCACGCGUCAAUGACCCAUGUCUCUGGGUCGAAACCCUUGCCAGUUUUGUGCAUGACCUGAUCACGAUCAUGUCUCCAAAGUUUUGACCAUGUUUGACCAAGCCGAACAUGCCUACAUGUUGCUCCUCCAUGUUGCAUCAUCUUUCAAAUCUGUCCAGGUGGACCAUAAACCUCCAUGGAUUUCAGAUUGUGUGAAGUAUGAAAAUGGGCGUCAAGUUAACGGUCAAGCGAUAAUCGUUGAGUGGGCUAAAGGAAAUCCAAGGCAGCCCAUGGUGAGGGGAUAUGAUGAAUGCUAUAAAUGCCACAGUGUAGGACACUGGGCUCGAGACUGUCCAGAGGAGCGUUAUGGAGGUUACGGUGGACGAGGCGGAGGCGGAGGGGGUGGUGGGGGCGGUGGCUCUUGGGGACGUUCCAAUAGGAGAAAUCGAUCACCUUCUCCUCGCAGAAGACGACGAUCACGUUCAAGGUCCAGAGACAGGAGACGUAGUCGGAGUCAGAGCAGUGACCGAAAGCGCCGGAGUCGGGACCGAGAGAGCAGACGCAGAAGCAACAGAAGCAGGAGUCCCAGUGACGACAGACGGAAGAGGUCAAAGAGCAGGUCCGGUAGUCCAAAGAGGAAGUUAGGCAGCAAGUCCAAGAGCAGAUCACUUUCCAGAUCAAAAUCCAGGAGUCCGUCAAGGAGUCCUGAGUUAAACGGAGACAAGCAAAAUCAAAGGUCACGGUCACGAAGUCGCUCACCUAAAGCACGAAGUAGAUCAGCAAGCCCCAAGCCAGACCAGUUCUGAAGCUGAACAAUUAUGUCUUAAACAAAAAUGGUGUUACCUGGAUUUUACAGACUUCGAAAUGUUAUGCCUUAUGAAUAUGUUUAUAAAUAUGACUGAAAUUAGCAGAUCUGUGUUUAUAAAAGCAAGCCCUACAGGGCCUUCAUUAAUAUUCUUGUAUUUUGACGGAUCUAUCCUCAUCCAUUGUGAAGGCAUAUUUUGGCAUAAGAUACUUAUUUGUUCUGUCGUUCGUUCAUCAUUGUGUUUUAUCAUGGUGUGAGUUUUUUUGAAAGUUACUCGUGGCAGGUUUAUUAAGAAUUUUGUCAUUUUAGUAGAGAGGUGUCAGUUCUUUUAUUUUGUAGUACAUCAGUUUGUUUACAUCAUGUACUGCAAGACAUUACAACUGGUAAUAUUUUAUGUAAAAUCAUGCAUUUUUUUGUCAUUACAGUAAUAAUAAAAAUCUUUUAAAAGAU